Prunus avium (sweet cherry) is the source of this 2631-nucleotide messenger RNA. The record is from RefSeq and is a predicted model, not a curated record. Lineage: Eukaryota; Viridiplantae; Streptophyta; Magnoliopsida; Rosales; Rosaceae.
AUGGGGAACGUGUCGAUUCACAUGCUCUCGAAACUAGUAGUAGUUCUACUGCUGUUUCAUCUUGUGGUUGCUAACUUUGUAGACUCUUUGCAGCAGCCAUCUUGCCAUGCCGAGGAGAGCUCUGCCUUGCUGCAGUUCAAGGAGAGCUUUAUUAUUGACAAAUCUGCUUCAGGUUCUAAGGGUGCUUAUCCAAAGGUUUCAUCAUGGAAACCAGCUAGAGGAGGAAAUAGCAGUUGCUGCUCGUGGGACGGCGUGAAGUGUGACGAGAUGACGGGUCAUGUUAUUGGCCUUAAUCUCAGCAGCAGUUAUCUCUACGGCUCUUUCGACUCUAAUAGUAGCCUGUUCAGCCUGGUGCAUCUCCAAAGGUUAAGCCUCUCUGACAAUAACUUCAAUUACUCUCAAAUUCCACCUAGCAUAAGAAAUUUUCCAAGCCUCACUCAUCUUGACCUCGCUGCCUCUCUCUUUUCCGGUCAAGUCCCAUCUGAAGUCUCACACUUGUCCAAGUUGACAUACCUUGAUCUGUGUUGCAAUAUUCGUGAAAUUGAAACAUCUCCUGAUGAUCCUCAGCGAUUGUUGAAACUUCAACCAUCCGAUAUGAGAAGUCUGGUUCAAAAUUUAACUAGUCUAGAAACUCUUUAUCUCAGUUUCAUUAACAUAUCAUCGAUCAUACCCGUUUCCUUGACAAAUUUAUCAUUUUUAACAUCCCUUGCUCUCAAGGAAUGUGAUCUAGUUGGUGAGUUCCCAGUGAGAAUUUUCAAUCUACCAAACUUAAAAAGUCUUAGUGUUAGAUACAACCAAGAUCUCACUGGAUAUUUUCCUGAAUUUAAUCGAAGUAGUCCUCUCAUCUCACUGGAUGUUGGGUUUGCUAGUUUUUUGGGAACAAUACCUUCUUCGAUUCAAAAGCUUAAUUCAUUGCAAGAGUUGGAUGUGGCUCAAUGUAAUUUUUCAAAAGGGUUGGUUCCAUCUGCACUUGGUAAUCUCAGACAGCUCACUUAUCUGGACAUUUCAGCAAACAAAUUUGGAGGUCCCAUUCCUGAUUCCUUGGCAAACCUUACCCAAUUGACUGUGUUUAGGAUUAGUACGAGUUAUUUAACUGGUCCCAUUCCAUCUUGGCUAGGUAACUUUAGCAAACUAGUUUACCUAGAUUUUGCUUUUUAUAAUUUGACUGGUUCAAUUCCCGCCUCAUUUUCCAAUCUCACCAAUCUCAAGAUCCUUUAUCUACAGUCAAAUAACCUGAGCGGUGUAGUGGAGUUUCAAAUGUUUCAGAAGCAACAAAAUCUCCACCAACUCCAAUUGAGUUGGAACAACUUUGAAUUUGUUACCGGAUCCAAUUUUAUGAACGCAACUCUUCGACAGUUCACCAUUUUGGGUUUGAGUUCAUGCAAUUUAACAGAGUUCCCAUAUUUCCUACAAAAUCAGAAAAAUUUGAGGCGGUUGGAUCUGGCAGACAACAAAAUCGGUGGUGAAGUACCAAAAUGGAUGUGGAAUUUAAGCAAGGAGACCUUGAUAUUCAUGGACAUUUCUGGAAACUUAUUUUCAGGAGAACUUCCAGCUGUCAUACCCUGGGUUAAACUACAAUGCUUGAGGCUUUCGUUCAACCGUUUUCAAGGACGAUUACCGAUCCCUCCACCAUCCCUUCUAGAAUAUGGAGCGACCAACAACAAAUUUACUGGAGAAAUUUCACCAUUGCUUUGCAAUAUGAGUUCUCUUGUGUACCUUGACUUGUCGAAAAAUAACUUGAGUGGCAAGCUUCCUCAGUGUCUCGGAAACUUUAGUGAUGAUCUAAUCCUUUUACUUCUUGGAAGCAACUCUUUUAAUGGCAUGAUCCCUCAAUCAUACCGCUUCCUCAAGUUGAAACUUCUGGCAAUGCGCCAUAAUCGGUUCAACGGUGUAAUAGGACAGUCUAGAACAAAUGUUGACUUCCCCAAGUUACGUAUUCUUGAUCUGUCUUACAACAAUUUCACCGGUGAGAUUCCACCUUUGUUUCCAGAUAUUACUAGUAUUCCUUACUCAAUCACAAUAGCAAUUAAGGGUCUGGAGUUGUACUAUUCAAAGAUUCAAGAAGGCUUUGCAACAAUUGAUAUCUCAAGCAACAAAUUUACAGGUAAGAUUCCAGAAUUCAUUGGGGACCUUAAGGAGCUCCACUCACUCAAUAUUUCCAGUAACAUUCUCACUGGUUCAAUUCCAUCAUCCUUGGGGAGCUUAAGGAAUCUUGAAUCAUUGGACCUUUCAAAGAACAAGCUCUCAGGACAGAUCCCCCAACAACUGACGCAGCUUACAUUCCUUGGGAACUUUAAUGUGUCUCACAACAAUCUCACAGGUCCUAUACCGCAAGGAACCCAACUUACUUCAUUCAACAGCACUUCAUAUGAGGGAAACCCAGGAUUGUGUGGAGAUCCAUUACCAAAUAAAUGUGGAAAUCGAGAGGCCCCUCAACAGCCAUUUUCAACUGAAGAAGACAGUGAUUCAGGCUCAGCUCCAACUCUUGAAUUUGAUUUGAUAUUUGGUUUGGCUGGAGUUGGAAGUGGGUUGGUAGUGGGAGUGGUUCUUGCGGAUGUCGUGGUCACAAGAAGGCAGGAGUUGUUUCUUAAGAUCGUAGGAAUGGUCAGGCUAAUGAUACGGAAAAGGUAG